GGUUGGCCCCCGCCCUCCCGCUCACCGUCCGGUCGCCAUGACUGCGCGCGGGACUCCGAGCCGCUUCCUGACGAGCGUCCUCCACAACGGGGUGGGUCGCUACGUGCAGCAGCUGCAGCGCCUCAGCCUCAGCCUCAGCCGGGAUGCGCCCUCGUCCCGCGGUGCCAGGGAGUUCGUGGAACGCCAAGUGACCGACUUCGCCCGGCGCAACCCGGGGGUCGUGAUCUACGUGAACCCGCGGCCGUGCGCCGUGCCCAGGAUAGUGGCCGAGUACCUUAACGGGGCCGUGCGCGAGGAGAACGUCAACAGCAAGUCGGCGGAGGAGAUCACGUCGCUGGUGCAGAAGCUGGCCGACCAGUCCGGUUUGGAUGUGAUCCGCAUCCGCAAGCCCUUCCACACGGACAACCCUAGCAUCCAGGGCCAGUGGCACCCCUUCACCAACAGACGGACGGCCCCCCGCGGGCUGCGGCCCAGAGAACGCGAGGACCCCGCUUCGGCACAGGCACGGUAAAGAGCGCGAGGAAAUGGGGUCCUCUUGCGGAUGUCAAGCGCAGGCAAAUGAUUGGAGCCCACCGGCGGGGGCGUGGCCCGGGAUAAAGGAGAGCUGACUGCGAUUGCCCACUGCUAGGUACCGUGACCUUGCCAACACCCUAAUUCUGGUUCCGUUGGCCUCUUUGCAAGCCGAGAUGUACAGGGUCCUUGUUUUCUGGAAUCCCAAUGACAACUGAUUUCAAAACACAGUGCACGGUCUAGAGGCUGCCCUCUGAAGAACUCGCGAUGUCCUGUUGCUCUUGCUGGGGCCUGACAUUGGGCAAGGCACCGUGUGUCUGUGAGUGUUUGUGUGCAGAUUAGAAAACUGAAGUCAUUAAACGUACCCGAGACUG
Mesocricetus auratus (golden hamster) is the source of this 884-nucleotide messenger RNA. It is a transcript of the gene Mrpl43, whose product is annotated as mitochondrial ribosomal protein L43. Lineage: Eukaryota; Metazoa; Chordata; Mammalia; Rodentia; Cricetidae. Gene Ontology annotation, biological process: mitochondrial translation. The record is from RefSeq and is a predicted model, not a curated record. Gene Ontology annotation, cellular component: mitochondrial large ribosomal subunit. The transcript is spliced from 3 exons. Gene Ontology annotation, molecular function: structural constituent of ribosome. The coding region runs from base 38 to 511 and encodes 157 amino acids.